GCUUUCUGGAUCCUCAGCUUGAAGAGGCGCCACCGGAGCCCGCAAUUGCCCGGGGUUUGUGCCAGCCGUUCAGGCCACCUCGGCCCUCCUCGGCGCUGCCCGGCCCCGGCUGCAGGCGCCGGCCUCCGACUCCGCGGAGAUCAUGAAUCAGGCAGAUAAAAAUCAACAAGAAAUUCCACCAUACCUUAGUGAUGAACCACCAGAAGGUUCAAUGAAAGAUCACCCACAGCAGCAGCCAGGCAUGUUGUCCCGUGUGACUGGGGGUAUCUUCAGUGUUACAAAGGGAGCUGUCGGUGCCACCAUUGGUGGUGUGGCUUGGAUUGGUGGAAAGAGUCUGGAAGUGACCAAAACAGCUGUUACAACUGUGCCUUCCAUGGGAAUCGGGCUGGUGAAAGGGGGCGUGUCUGCUGUGGCCGGAGGUGUUACAGCUGUUGGGUCUGCUGUGGUAAACAAAGUGCCCUUAACAGGAAAGAAGAAAGACAAAUCUGACUAGAAUACGGAGAUACACGUGCUCUCCCAGCAUUAUGAUGCCAGUGGCAUUGAAUUGCUAAAUUAUGGACUACAACCAAGUCACCUGUUAUGAACGUUUAUCUUCUAAACUGCUGUGUUGAAAGUAUUGAUGACUGGCCUUCAUGAAAUAGAAGAGACCAAUACUAGCACAGUGUAUGAAGGUUUCUCAUACUUAGAUUCCAGCUUUUUAUCUGGUAAAAUGUUAUACUCGUUCAGUUGUAACUGAAGAUAUGGUAUAUUUGAAUAUUUACUAUAAGUCCUUCAGUUUAACUAAAAAUGUGAAAGUUGAAGUUAGUGGGUGAUCUUUACAGUUCCAUAUGUAUAAUGUGCCAGGUAACUCAUCUGCCCCUUAAGAAGGGAACCUUGAACUAUAUAAACUGUACCUUUGAUGUGCCUGAUAGUUUCAGAUGUCUUAGUUUUUUUUUAUAACCAUAUUUGAUUAGGCCAAGAAGCAUUCUUUUCUUAUUUAAGCUGUUAAAAGUAGCAGGAAUUAGAGAAAUUUAAAAGAUAAAUGGUUUUAUGAUACUGAGUGUUAACCAUCUGUUGUUAGAUAUGCAUUAUAUUAAUUUAAUCAUUGAUGCCUUAGAAAACAUCUUUUCUAAUAUCCUAAAUAUGUGCAGUUCUUAGAAUUAUAUAUGGAUGGAUUCUUUUAAAAGUUGUUUGUGAAAUUAGUUUUCCCUCUUAAGAAUCUCAGGAGUAGUGGGGUCAAGGCAUUUAUUGCUCUCAGCAGAGAAGAUAGUGCUUGUUAACUUUUUAUUAACCGUCAGUUAUCACCAAAUUGUACACUUCAGUCUGGGUUCAUGCUCCAUAAUUGGUACACCUCACAGUGCCUAACAAACAUUUCUUUGCUAGUCAGAAGCUAUGGAAGAGUUUCAUAUUAAGGAGCAACAAAUAACUUUAAGGUCUUGAGAAUUACUUAAAGCAUCCAAGAUAUAAAAGGAAUUCUUCACAGCUGUUUAAUCUCUAGGAUGGCUUCAAUUGUUAGCAGUAUGCCUUUUUAAAAACACAGUAGGAGUAACCCCCACAAAUACAUGGGGAUUGACUUUUAAAUUAAAUGAAAUGGCUCCAUAGAUUAGCUUUAAUUGUAAAAUAUAUAUAAGUGCUUUCAGUGGUUUAUUGGCUUUUAAAAUAAUACUUGCAGUCCUUUAAAAGCAGCUGUAAACUUUGUACCAUUUCUGAAGUCAACUUAAGGUGGGCAGUUGAAGUUUUUGAUUAUGGAUCAUCAUGAGUGUGUCGUGUCUUAUUAACAUGUCUCAUCAUGUCUCAUUCAUUUUCAAAGAAUAAGACGUAGCUGGAAUUAAUCUUUUCGUUUUGUCUCAUCAGAUUUAAAAAGUGGUAUAUAUAUAUAUUUGGAUUCCUCUUAACAAAGGGUUAUAAUCCAAGCCUGAAAAAUCUUAUUUUCUUUAUACUUAGGUUUAGAAAUUUACCCCAUCCUGCACACUUUUUUUGUGUGUGUGAGGGAGGGGAGAAAAGGAGGUGAUAGGUCAAAAUAGCAUCCCUGAGAACUUCAGAUUAGUCCAACCCCCAAGGCUUAAAUGUUAGUUUGUAAACAACUAAGAGCUUUACAUUAAUGAUAUGGAUCAACAAAUGGAUAAGAACAUCAUUGUUAAAAGCUUUCAUAGAUACCAGCAGAGAUUUAAGCAGUUCUACAAAGGUUCUUGAACCUUUCUGCUGUAUACAAAACUGCAAAAUUUUUAAGGAGUUCAGUUUAUUGGAAAUUAAUGGAUAUUUAUUUCAAGCCGUAUGAUUUAAGGUAUAUUUGUUGACAUAGCUGGUCAAAUGCCAUUAGGAAAGGGGACUAAAAAAACAACUCCAGAGUUAAUAGAUGAACACUAAAUCAUCUAAAUAAUGGUAUUGGAGAACUUGUUUCCUGUAAUUUGAAAGAAGUAACUGCUUCAUUGCUAGUGUAUUUCUAUUUUACUUUUCUGUAGUCAUAGGCUCUGCUGUGCUUUGCACCUGAAACUGCUAACUAUAAACUUUAGCUUACUCUACGCUUAUAUAUUUAUUUUCAACUUAGUUGUCUAAAAUUACUUGAGGAAAAAUGGUGGCAAUUAAUUUCUGCUAUAGAAAAGCCAUCUGGUAUAUUUUUUCUUAUAUUUGUUUUCAACUCUAAACAUAACUUUGUUUAGGAGAGGCUUUUGCAAUGAUAGCAGAAAAACUAUACAAAGGAGCAGUUAUAGAGGGUCUGGUUGACAUGAACUUGCCAUUUGAUAUGUACAGCUGUACACUUGUAUCUUUUCCAGUUUAUUUUCGUAGAUUAGCAAUUUGACUUGUUAAACCUUAAAGUUCACGUCAAGAAACUAAGGUUGUUGUAUACAUCCGGAGGCAUCUGUUAUUCAGCUUAUCUUUUGAGUGGGUGUUUGGCACAAUGAGGAUAAACUUGUGUGACCCACUUGAAUUACUGGUUAAUAAUGUUGACAUUCAGAAUCCUGUACUUACUGAAAUGUCAGAUGAAAAUAACUGAUGAUUGAAUAAUUUUUUUGUAUUAAAGGAAUGGGAAAAGUACAUGAAUCUUAAUAAAGCACUAUGAUCUGCAAAAGAUGAAAUGUUUCAUAAAGAUCUAAGGAAAUAAAGGAAAUUACAGAA
This is a messenger RNA of Manis javanica (Malayan pangolin), 3096 nucleotides long. It is a transcript of the gene TMEM263, whose product is annotated as transmembrane protein 263. The record is from RefSeq and is a predicted model, not a curated record. NCBI's taxonomy places the organism in Eukaryota, Metazoa, Chordata, Mammalia, Pholidota, Manidae.